AUGUCAGUCCAAGUUCCAACCUCAACCAUUGCACAUGAAAGAAGACAAAGAAAAGGUCCAAAUUUAAACGUAGUUUUAACCUGUCCAGAAUGUAAAGUCUAUCCACCAAAGAUCAUCGAAAGAUUUAGUGAAGGUGAUGUCGUCUGUGCUCUUUGUGGUUUAGUUUUAUCAGAUAAGUUGAUUGAUACUAGAUCAGAAUGGCGUACUUUCUCAAACGAUGAUCAAAAUGGUGAUGACCCAAGUCGUGUUGGUGAAGCUUCAAAUCCUUUGUUGGAUGGAAACAACUUAUCAACAAGAAUUGGGCAGGGUGAAACUACCGAUUCUAGAUUUACAAAAGAAUUAAAUAGAGCACAAGGUAAAAACAUUGUGGACAAAAAAGAUAAUGAAGUUCAAUCUGCUUUUGCAAAAAUUACAAUGCUUUGUGAUGCUGCCGAAUUACCCAAGAUUGUUAAAGAUUGUGCCAAAGAAGCAUACAAGUUAUGUAACGAUGAAAAAUCUUUAAAGGGUAAAUCGACUGAAAGUGUCAUGGCUGCUUCAAUUUUAAUUGGUUGUAGACGUGCUCAAGUUGCUAGAACUUUUAAAGAAAUUCAAUCUAUUAUUCAUGUGAAAACGAAGGAAUUUGGUAAAACUUUGGGUAUCAUGAAAGGUAUAUUGAGAGAAAAGAGUGCAGAUGGUGUCAUUAAAAUUGAUACUGAUAAUAUGAGUGGUGCUCAAAAUGUUACAUAUAUUCCAAGAUUUUGUUCACAUUUGGGUUUACCUAUGCAAGUUACUACAUCCGCAGAAUAUACUGCUAAGAAAUGUAAGGAAAUUGGUGACAUUGCUGGUAAAUCCCCAAUUACUAUUGCAGUCGUUUCAAUUUAUUUGAAUAUUUUAUUAUUCAAAAUCCCUGUCACAGCUGCAAAAGUCGCUCAAAUCUUACAAGUCACUGAAGGUACUAUUAAAUCUGGGUAUAAGAUUUUAUACGAACACCGUGAAAAGGUUGUAGAUCCUCAUUUAAUUGAAAAUGGUACAGUUAAUGCUAAGGAUUUGCCCAAAGCGGAAAAGGAUAGAUUCUUAAAACCAGAUAAGAGGUAA
Molecule: messenger RNA, 1074 nt
Organism: Henningerozyma blattae CBS 6284
Lineage: Eukaryota; Fungi; Ascomycota; Saccharomycetes; Saccharomycetales; Saccharomycetaceae
Gene: SUA7
Product: transcription factor TFIIB
Exons: 1
Coding region: 1-1074 (357 amino acids)
Biological process (GO): transcription preinitiation complex assembly; transcription initiation at RNA polymerase II promoter
Cellular component (GO): nucleus; transcription preinitiation complex
Molecular function (GO): TBP-class protein binding; RNA polymerase II general transcription initiation factor activity
Source: RefSeq, a predicted model, not a curated record